CGUGCGUAUGACGCGUUCAGACACAUCGUAUUUGCCGCCGCCAUUAUCAAGACAUCUGUGAUAUAUUGCGGACAUUAGUGAGGCCAGGGUUCAUCACUAUUUACUCCUCACCCGCAUCGAACACCACCAAACAGGCCCCCCUCAAAAAAGAUUUAAUUGCCGAAGUCGGACACUACUUCAGCCUUGGCCUCCCACGACAGUCAUGGUUCAGAAUAUUUCUUCGAAUUUCUAAAGUAUUUGCAGCGAUAGGGAAAGUUGUAGGGCAACAGAGUGCCCAGCACCGUCCUGCUGGGCAGCAGCAGCAGCAGAUAUGACCGGACACGGGGUGCAGAGAUUCUUAUCGAGGCGUGAUGGCAAGCGCAACCAAGAUCGAGACAGCCAUCACCAUUCAGGUCUCAUCACCAAGAAGCCUCCUCCCUCUGCGUCAAGUCCAGAGUUGAUGUCGAAGCCCUUUGAUCCAACAUCGGCCUCUGACUUCUAUGGCUUGUUUGACGCCCAGGGCACAUCAGCCAACCAAGCCGAAGAGCAAAAGAUCAAAACACUCCGACAUCGCUUGCUCAGUUCGAAAGGUGUCAUCCUGAGAAAUGCCCAGCUGCUCUGGGCUUUGCGUUCGAAUGCUGCAAAUGGUGAUGUGGACGCCGCAUACGACCUCCUGCAUGCCAUGUCCGAUGCAUCUGAGGGUAUUGUCACUAGUUAUGAUCCCAGAGUCAGACUGUUAGGCGCACAGAACCGACAAGGUGUGACUUGCUAUCUCGAUGCCACCCUCUUUUCGAUGUUCUCCCGCCUCGACAGUUUCGAGGCCAUGCUGUACAACUCUUUUGAGGAUCUCCCACGCAACAAACUCGGGUUUCUUCUGCGACUAUGGGUCAAUCUCCUGCGAAAUGGCAAGCUCAUAACCACCGACGUCACCAAAGUGCUGCAGGAGGCUCUGGCAGACUGUGGCUGGCAAGAGGCUGCGGAACUGCAUCAGCAAGACGCGUCAGAAGCUUUCACUUUCAUCACUGGGGUUCUCGACCUUCCCCUGUUGACUUUGAAAAUGGACAUAUAUCAUACUGGUAAGGAAGAUACCAAUGACGAUCACAAAUUCAUCAAUGAGAGGCUUCUCGAAGUCGCCAUCCCCCCACCCGAGCCGACGGACCAAAACAAAGUAAUCACUCUCGAGGAAUGUCUGGAAGAUUACUUCAACAACCGCAUCGAAGUCAGAAGGUACAUGGAGCGGAGGUCGACGCUGAGCUCAAUGCGGAAAACAAGUGCUGUUCACGUCGAGACUGUCGAGGUGGACCCUGACUCAUCGAGCCCCUCCACUCCUGUAGCUUCGCCGAUAGGUUUGCCGCCCGCAUAUGCACCGCCCGAGCGACCAGUGAAUCGUAUGCGUACCCCAAGCAUCAUUCAAGAGCGUUAUAUUCCCAUCCGGAAGGAGAGUGGCUCUUCGUCUCUUACUGGAAUUGAGGCGAAGGAUUUCACCGGGCGAUUACGUGCCGGAAGUAUGCGGAAAGAGGUGAUGAUGCCGGCGUGGCAAUUCUUCAGCCUUAUUCCAUGGUACACGGACAAUGCACCUACCAAUGAUGCCCAGGUCGCCGCCCAUUUCUCAUCCAAGCGACCGGUACUGGGUCUUUGCCUCAAGCGAUAUACUAUGACGCCCGAAGGCAGAGCCGUCAGGUUGGACACCCAAAUUGACAUUCCCGUCGAGAUCGGUGUACCUCACUUCAUCCAGGACGAGCACAUGGAAGAGACCAGGUCGCUGUAUGGCAACUUCAAGUUGUCAUUGCAGUCAGUGGUAUGCCAUCGAGGCACUUCCGUUGACUCCGGUCAUUAUAUCGCACUGGUGCGAGGAACACCGCCUCCUGAUUCGGCAAAUAGCGUCGCCUCCACGACGACAACCGCAACUUGGAUGAGAUUCGACGAUCUCGCGCCUUCUCGAAUCACUGUGGUCGAUAUCGAGAAGGCUCUUCGAGAAGAAACCCCUUAUUUGCUAUUCUACCAGAUUGUUCCCAUUGAAGGUGACCCUGGACAUAUCACGUUUGGCGAGGAGACUGUCCCAUCCGCAGUUUCUGAGAGGAACGCGUCAGUAAGUGAGGUUUCUAGCGUAUCUGUUUCCACUGGAAACCAAACUACAUCUGGAAGACCAAGCUUCGAGAUUUCGCCGGCAGACGAUCCUCGUGGUCGGUCUCCUGUCGAGUCUAGAAGAAUGAGUGCGAUCUCACUCUCAGAGCAGCGCUCGGAACCAGUAAGUGAGACGGCACUGGCCGUUCCGAAAGACCCGGAAAAAUCUACCAGGACCGAACGUCUGAGUGGAUCGUAUUCCCGGAAUAAUGUGAGCGGUUUGGGUCGAACCCUGUCGAAAUUGACCAAGAGGAAAAGUCGCGACGUGCAUCUCAAUGCCGCGGAAGAUGGGCACCGCCCCGAGAUCCAUGUUACAGAACUAAGUCAACCAUCAUUGACGGAUAAGUCAGAUUCGAUGCCGAACACUUCACAUCACGAGCACCACAAAGGUCAUAGGAAGGAGAAGAGUCGAAGUCGGCUUGCCAGGAGUAAAAAUCGGGGAGAAAAGCCAGAUAGAGAAUGCGUUGUGAUGUGAAAGACAUGUGCAUGUCGGGCCGGAGUUCUUGAUGCAUCUAUUGAGCCCUUACUAUUCCGUUCAUGAAUGAUUUGUAUUAGAUACAUAUACCCUUGGUGUUGUUCAAUGGUUUUGGGGUCGCAGGGUUAUGCAUGGAAGCCAUUGUUUUCAGGGCGAAAGACUUGACGAUAGACCGUCCUUGGCUCAAAGAGUUGACUGCUUAUUGGCCGUCAAUCAACACAUAGCACGAGGACAUGUGUACCUAGUUAUCUCUCUGUCCCAUCUUUCUUCAGCCGAUUGGAAGUCAUCAAGCGUGGAGAGCUUCUUAAAUUGAUCAAGGAGAUUCGGGAUACUUCGGCGAAACUUGGAAUCAGAAAUAGGAAGUCAACUGAUGAUCGCCUAGAAGUUUUUAUCGAGGUCAUCAGACGUGGGAAGCUAAGCUUGAAGCUAUGGGUUGUGUCCGAACGUCCGUAGCGACUGUUGUCCGUAGUUCUCAGUCGACAUAAGGGGGCAUCUUCAAAGGUGACAAUUGUGAUGAAGCGGUACGUUUCCUGUACAAGGCGGCAUCAUCAUGAUUCUAAAAUGGGUUAGAACGAAUAUAGAUGGGCGAGGUUCCACUGGCCUUGGCAAUUCCCGCUGCGUUUCUCUUCCGCCUUGUCG
Messenger RNA from Exophiala oligosperma, 3217 nucleotides. RefSeq lists its product as uncharacterized. Gene Ontology annotation, cellular component: nucleus; cytosol. Gene Ontology annotation, biological process: protein deubiquitination. Gene Ontology annotation, molecular function: cysteine-type deubiquitinase activity; cysteine-type endopeptidase activity. NCBI's taxonomy places the organism in Eukaryota, Fungi, Ascomycota, Eurotiomycetes, Chaetothyriales, Herpotrichiellaceae. The transcript has 4 exons. The coding region runs from base 311 to 2578 and encodes 755 amino acids. The record is from RefSeq and is a predicted model, not a curated record.